CUCACUGUCCAUGCCAGGGUUUAUCCCCUCGUCCUUGAUCUCCCUUCAUCCCUCCAAUCCUCAUCUGUUCCUCCUAGGACGACAGGAGAGAGUGACUUACAAAGGGGAGCAUCACGCCGGCUGUGUCGUGUCCCCCGGCAUAAAGUGAAUGGAAAGUGCUAAAAAGUCUCAUGACAACAUUCAGAGAGUGACGGCUGCACGAGCGUGAUUGAAAGUCUUCUGGAACAUCCUGACGGGAGUCUCCAAACUGUUUUCCUGCCAUCCCAUCCCUGUCUCCGGUGGUGACAGUGCCUAAACGAGCAUCACCAUGGGUGAAAUGGAGCAACUGCGAAAGGAGGCGGACAACCUCAAAGAUCAGAUCACUGCGGCGCGUAAGGUGAUGCAGGACACCACCCUCCAGGAGGCUGCGGCCAGUAUCAAUGUGGUGGGCCGAGUCCAGCUGAAGACCAGGAAAACCCUGAGGGGUCACCUGGCCAAGAUCUAUGCAAUGCACUGGUCCACUGACUCCAGGCUGUGCGUCAGUGCGUCACAAGAUGGAAAACUCAUCGUGUGGGACAGCAUCACGACCAAUAAGGUGAACGCCAUCCCACUCAAGUCAUCGUGGGUGAUGACUUGCGCAUACGCACCUUCGGGCAACCUUGUGGCCUGUGGAGGUCUGGACAACAUGUGCUCCAUCUAUAACCUCAAGGGCAAAGACGGCAACGUCAAGGUCAUGCGCGAGCUGGCGGCACACACAGGUUACCUCUCCUGCUGUCGUUUCAUCAGUGACAGCGAGAUCAUCACCAGCUCUGGAGACUGCACCUGUGUGCUAUGGGACAUCGAGACAGGGACCCAAAAGACCAUCUUUGCAGGCCACCAGGGGGACUGCAUGUCUUUGGCCGUGUCCCCGGACUUCAAGUUCUUCAUCUCGGGAGCGUGCGACUUCACCGCCAAGCUGUGGGACAUCAGAGAGGGUACCUGCAGACAGACCUUCGGGGGCCACGAGAGCGACAUCAACGCUAUCGGGUUCUUCCCCAACGGCAACGCAGUCAUCACAGGCUCCGAUGACGCCACCUGUAAACUGUACGACAUGAGGGCUGACCAGGAGCUCCUCACCUAUCAGGAUUCCGGCAUCAUGUGCGGCGUCACCUCACUGGCGCCCUCCCUGUCCGGACGCCUCAUUCUGGCCGGCUACGACGACUUUAACGUCAACAUAUGGGACUCGCUGAAGGCGGAGAGAGUGGGUGUGCUGGCUGGUCACGACAACAGAGUGAGCUGCAUUGGCGUGUCCACAGACGGCAUGGCGUGCUGCACAGGGUCCUGGGAUAGCUUCCUCAAAAUCUGGAACUGAGGCCACUAUCACCUGCUUGUGGGUUGAAAAUUGUAUAACUACAAAAAGGAGGUUUUGGGUCAAGGAGUCGUGUAGAAUGACAUAAUGGGGGGGUGUAUUUAAAUUAUGCCAAGUGCUCUUGAAAGUUUGGUUGUAAUGCAAAUGAAAGAUAAUUCUGUAAUGUCCUUAAUUGUUCCAUUAUUUAGUGGAUUUUAGCACAUUUGCUGCUGCAGUUGAGUGGUCACAAAAAAAAAAAUGGGAGCGAGAUAACGCUGCAAAAAGUGAUGUUGCUGCACAUUAUAAGGUAUGCUGUGUUUUAUAUCAAGUAAAGCAGACAGUUGCCCUUCCCCCUUUUUAGAUGCUUACUUCCUUUUCUAAAUAGAUGUUUUUGUGUUUGUUUUGAAUGUGAUUGACGGAUUUGAUGAAGAUUAGGGGUUCUUGUUGCAGCACGUACAAAUUGUCAGACAUCUGGCAGAUGGGACAAUAAAAAUGGUUUCACUAAGCAUACAAUAAGCCAUGACCUAUUUGUCUUCAGUGGAUGCCAACAGCUAUUGUGCACGAAUCGGUUGUAAAUACUAGCAAAGCUUCAAGAUUUUCAUAUUAGUAUACCACGUUUAGCACACGUGUCUAGGGUUGGUUUUCUUAAAAGACUGUCGAA
This is a messenger RNA of Nerophis lumbriciformis (worm pipefish), 1967 nucleotides long. RefSeq names its product guanine nucleotide binding protein (G protein), beta polypeptide 3a (gene gnb3a). Gene Ontology annotation, biological process: signal transduction. Gene Ontology annotation, molecular function: protein binding. NCBI's taxonomy places the organism in Eukaryota, Metazoa, Chordata, Actinopteri, Syngnathiformes, Syngnathidae. The record is from RefSeq and is a predicted model, not a curated record.